UGAUGAAUAUAUAAUGUUUCAGCGUUCGUCAUCAGCCACGCCCCCACGCCCACCCUUUAUAUAAGAGCCGCUCGCGCCCGUCUGUCUCCUUCCGUCCUCAGGAUCGCGUCAGUGUCUUCUGUCCUCCGUCAGAGUCAUGGCUGCCAAAACCGAGCGCACCUUCAUCGCCGUCAAACCCGACGGUGUGCAGCGCGGCCUGAUGGGAGAAAUCAUCAAGCGCUUCGAGCAGAAGGGCUUCAGACUGGUGGCCAUGAAGUUCCUUCAGGCGUCUGAGGAUCUGCUGAAGCAGCAUUACAUCGACCUGAAGGACCGGCCCUUCUACCCCGGACUGGUCAAGUACAUGAGCUCCGGGCCGGUUCUGGCCAUGGUAUGGGAGGGUCUGAAUGUGGUGAAGACCGGAAGGGUGAUGCUCGGAGAGACCAAUCCCGCCGACUCCAAACCCGGAACCAUCCGGGGCGAUUUCUGCAUCGAAGUGGGCAGGAACAUCAUCCACGGCAGCGACUCCGUGGACAGCGCCAAUAAAGAGAUCAGCCUGUGGUUCAAGCCGGAGGAGCUGGUGUGCUUCAAGAGCUGCGCGCAGGACUGGAUCUACGAAUAAACAUCACGCCCAUCUCUGCCUCUCGCUGGACCAGUUAUCUGUCGUGGACUGGAGUUUGUUUGUCACUUCUGAAGCACUUGUUUGAAUAAAACAUGGAAUCUC
This is a messenger RNA of Megalobrama amblycephala (Wuchang bream), 700 nucleotides long. Its product is annotated as nucleoside diphosphate kinase. NCBI's taxonomy places the organism in Eukaryota, Metazoa, Chordata, Actinopteri, Cypriniformes, Xenocyprididae. Gene Ontology annotation, molecular function: nucleoside diphosphate kinase activity. Gene Ontology annotation, biological process: UTP biosynthetic process; GTP biosynthetic process; regulation of apoptotic process. The transcript is spliced from 5 exons. The coding region runs from base 137 to 598 and encodes 153 amino acids. The record is from RefSeq and is a predicted model, not a curated record.